Seriola dumerili (greater amberjack) is the source of this 2007-nucleotide messenger RNA. It is a transcript of the gene prkcsh, whose product is annotated as protein kinase C substrate 80K-H. Gene Ontology annotation, biological process: liver development; N-glycan processing. The transcript is spliced from 18 exons. The record is from RefSeq and is a predicted model, not a curated record. Gene Ontology annotation, cellular component: glucosidase II complex. Gene Ontology annotation, molecular function: calcium ion binding. Lineage: Eukaryota; Metazoa; Chordata; Actinopteri; Carangiformes; Carangidae. Bases 166 to 1770 code for a protein of 534 amino acids.
UGUAACGACCGGCGAUGACUAGCUAUUAGCUUGUUUUCUCAAGAAGAAAAACUUACACAGUGUUCUUCGUCUCCGACUGCCUUGUUAACCCUGUACGCUCGAGGCAGUCCCGGUGCAGCUGAAUCUCGCUUAAACUGUGACCCAGUGUGGAGGCGCACCAUUAGGAUGUUCUAUCAAUACCACCACCUCCUCUCCCUCUUUCCCCUCCUCCUGCUGCUGGGUGUGGGAGUCUCUGCGGUGGAAGUGCAACGACCUCGCGGUGUACCUUUAUCAAAACGGCAGUUCUAUGAAGAGGGCAAACCAUUUACUUGUCUGGAUAACUCCGGCACUAUUCCCUUUGACAGAGUGAAUGAUGACUACUGUGAUUGCCAGGAUGGCUCUGAUGAGCCAGGCACUGCUGCUUGUCCCAACGGCAGCUUCCACUGCACCAAUGCAGGUUUCCGACCAGCCUUCAUCCCCUCCUCCCGCAUUAAUGACGGAAUCUGUGACUGCUGUGACACAACAGACGAGUACAACAGUGGUGCCGCCUGUCAGAACACCUGCAGGGAAAUGGGGCGUAAAGAGAGGGAGAGCCUGCAGAAAAUGGCAGAGAUCGCAAAGGAGGGCUUUCUGAUUAAACAGCAACUCAUACAGGAGGCCAAGAGGGGCCUAGAGGAUAAAAAGGCCAAACUUGUAGAUGUUCAGGUCGGUAAGAAGGAUCUGGAAGACAAGGUGGAGGCACUGAGAACUGUAAAGGAGACUGCAGAGCAGCCAGAGAAAGAAGCUAAAGAGCGCCAUCUGCAGGCCUGGGAAGAUCAAAAAGCUCUCGUUCGUAUGGAGAAGGACAAGACCAGAAUGGCUGAGGUUUUUCUUGAGCUUGAUGAUGAUGCAGAUGGCUUCGUCUCAGCGGCUGAGCUUCUGUCCCAUUCUGAGCUCGAUCCAGAUUCAGAUGGUUCAUUCACCGAAGCAGAGGCUCAGGGAUCGUUGGGAGGAGUGGACAAAGUGGACACAGUAGCAUUUGAGGCUGUUUGGAAUAACAUCAAAGAAAAAUACAUAUCAGAGGCCACCGCAGACACCCCAGCACCAGUGGAGACUCCACAGGAGGAGCCAAUCUCCGACAAUGACUCUGAGCAGUACCCUGAAGAUGACAUCCCAGAGGAUGAAGAGGAGGAGGACGAAGAGGAUGAAGAUGAAGAACCAGAUGAUGGAGAUUAUAAGACCCCUCCUCCGACGCCGACUCAGGAAAAGAAAGAUGACGAUGAGGGGACUAUGCCGCCCUAUGACCAAGAAACGCAGAGCCUCAUUGAUGCUGCACAGAAAGCCAGGGAUGAGUUUGACAAGGCUGAGAGAGCUCUCCGGGAAGUGGAUGAUCAGAUCAGGAACCUUGAGAAGGAAAUUUCCUUUGACUUUGGACCCGAUGCUGAGUUUGCUCAUCUCUACAGCCAAUGUUAUGAGUUAACUACUAGCGAGUACAUCUACAGGCUGUGUCCGUUCAACAGAGUAUCCCAGAAACCCAAGUACGGUGGAUCUGAAACCAAUCUAGGAACAUGGGGAAAAUGGGCAGGUCCUGAGGAUAACAUCUAUUCGGUGAUGAAGUAUGAACAUGGAACAGGAUGCUGGCAAGGCCCGAACAGGUCCACCAUGGUUAAGUUAACAUGUGGAAAGGAGACGGUUGUGACAUCUACCUCAGAGCCCAGUCGCUGCGAGUACCUGAUGGAGUUCACCAGCCCUGCUGUCUGCCAGGAGCCCCCCAGCCUGGAUUCUUUGCUUCAUGAGCACGAAGAGCUCUAGGUCCGCUUGAUUUGUUGUUCCUGAGGGACCACACAGUCACUGCAGCAACCCGACGUUGCCAUGCUGUGAGCAGCACCACCUUGUUGUCGGAUAACAAUCGAGAAUAAAUGAUGGAAAUUCCAACGAGUUAUGUCGUCUACACUUUAAACUUCCACUGCUACCUGUUGUGUUGACUCUCUGAUUAAUCUCAAAUGUAGUGUCAUUCCAUUGUUUUGAAAUAAAGUUCUUUUUAUCAUA